AUGCACCAGGUAGAGCGCAAAGAUCAAGCAGUGAUUCCCCAACAGAUCAGGCCGCAAUCCACCAGGCAGAAAUCUCACCGGAAAAGCCCAUUUUCAGGCAGAAAUCUCACUGGUAAAGCCAAUUUUCAUCCAGAAAUCCAACAGCCCAGGGGAGUUGAAGGGGAGGCAAGACCAGCACCCAAAGGUGCCCCCCAGGGCAAGAUGGCGUCGGUCGGGAAGGAGAGGUUCUUGCCACAGGAACCCUAUUAUAUCCCGGGCUACAGCGGCUUCUACCCCCAGGUGCGCUACCAGCUGGGCAAGCCCUACGGCCGCCUCACCUGCGACGUCCUGACCGACCCCGAGGUCCCCAAAAGCCCCGUGUCCGUCCUGGCGCCGCUGACCAAGCCCAAAUUUGUCAAGGAUUUCACCAGCCGAGACCGGCCCUUCCGCCAGUGCAUGGACCAGCACCAGAACUACGUCCCGGGGUAUUCCGGCUCCGCCCCUUACCAAGGCUGCCUCCGCCUCCCGAACCGCCCGCCUCCUCCCUGCGCUACAACUCCCAAACCCACAAUCUGCCCGCCGACGGGGGCGGAGCCCCGCCCGGCCGCCGCCCCCUGCCACCCCGGCCUCCGAUUGGCCUGCGGACCUGGCUGGCGCCAAUUCUCCGCCUCCAUUGGUGGAGACUCGAACCCGGCGCCCAGGAUGUACCUCUGCCACCCGGACGUCGCCUUGGUUUGCGGACGGGAGGAGCGGGCGCCGUGCGACGCCGGGAUGGCGCUGAUAUGCGGACAGGGGUGCCGGCCGGCGCCCGGCGGGGAGACGACCCGCGUCGAGGCCACGCCCCUCCCUCCGCCCACCGAGACGACGACGGACAUCUGCCGCUUUGACCGCACCCCCAAGAUGGACGCCCCCAACCUGGUCCAGAGGAAGGCCAUUUCCGGCUACACCGGCUACAUCCCGCGCUUCCCCUGGAUCAUGGGAGAAAACUACACCACCGGGGUCAAGGACGCCAUGGACGAGUUCGACCGCAACCAGGAAAUGCUGAGGAGUCCAAUGUAUAGUUUCGGCAAGCGGCUGCCAAGCACCUAUUGGCCGAAUAGUCAGAUUUACACCAGCGGAGGAUUGAUGCCGUUUUACACCGGAUUUGUGCCCACCAUCCGCGACAACUACGCCCAGACCUUCGGCAACAGCACCCGCCAGGCCUACUUUGCCGAGCUCCGCCGGAGGCAGCGGGAGGGUUGA
Podarcis raffonei (Aeolian wall lizard) is the source of this 1221-nucleotide messenger RNA. RefSeq names its product family with sequence similarity 166 member A (gene CIMIP2A). Lineage: Eukaryota; Metazoa; Chordata; Lepidosauria; Squamata; Lacertidae. The coding region runs from base 1 to 1221 and encodes 406 amino acids. The record is from RefSeq and is a predicted model, not a curated record. The transcript is spliced from 9 exons.